Apodemus sylvaticus (European woodmouse) is the source of this 461-nucleotide messenger RNA. RefSeq names its product histone H2B type 1-C/E/F/G/I. Gene Ontology annotation, molecular function: protein heterodimerization activity; DNA binding; structural constituent of chromatin. Bases 30 to 410 code for a protein of 126 amino acids. The transcript has a single exon. Gene Ontology annotation, cellular component: nucleosome. NCBI's taxonomy places the organism in Eukaryota, Metazoa, Chordata, Mammalia, Rodentia, Muridae. The record is from RefSeq and is a predicted model, not a curated record.
UUUUUGUUUCUCUUUAUUCCCUGUUCAUCAUGCCUGAGCCAGCCAAGUCCGCGCCCGCCCCGAAGAAGGGCUCCAAGAAGGCGGUGACCAAGGCGCAGAAGAAGGACGGUAAGAAGCGCAAGCGCAGCCGCAAGGAGAGCUACUCGGUGUACGUGUACAAGGUGCUGAAGCAAGUGCACCCCGACACGGGCAUCUCCUCGAAGGCCAUGGGCAUCAUGAACUCGUUCGUGAACGACAUCUUCGAGCGCAUCGCGGGCGAGGCGUCGCGCCUGGCGCAUUACAACAAGCGCUCGACCAUCACGUCCCGGGAGAUCCAGACGGCCGUGCGCCUGCUGCUGCCCGGGGAGCUGGCCAAGCACGCCGUGUCCGAGGGCACCAAGGCCGUCACCAAGUACACCAGCUCCAAGUGAGUUCUUCUAACUCACUCCUGACCCAAAGGCUCUUUUCAGAGCCACUCAAAA